Molecule: messenger RNA, 1350 nt
Organism: Alternaria infectoria
Lineage: Eukaryota; Fungi; Ascomycota; Dothideomycetes; Pleosporales; Pleosporaceae
Exons: 3
Coding region: 1-1350 (449 amino acids)
Molecular function (GO): oxidoreductase activity
Source: RefSeq, a predicted model, not a curated record
AUGGAAGGGGACUUGCGAAUUAUCCGGUCCACUGACUCUGAAAAGGAACUGCUCUACUCCAAUGCUCAACAAGCAAUCUCGGAGUUUCCGGUGGGAGAAGCGAGGGAGAGAAUGUACAAUGCCCUAAGCACCUUCCGCAUGCCGUAUUGGGACGCCGCUGCCGUACCGCCCAAGGACACAAGCUCCUUCCCUGCGAUCGUACAACAGGAAACGGUCGAGAUUGAAGUUCCAAAUGGGGAGGCGACGACCACAAUGUCUGUUCCGAAUCCGCUGUACGCUUACUACUUCCAUCCUUUGCCAGUUGAUGACUUCAAGAGUGUACCGUGGAUACUCUGGAAUUCGACAAAGAGACACCCGGCUAGUAUGGCCGUAAGUGCGAAAUCCCAGAACGACCUUGUAGCGGAGUCUCUGGACAGCAAUCGGGUGAACCUCAUGCAGCAGACUUACCAGAUGCUGGGCAUGCAAGCAAAUUAUCUCGACGUCAGUAACAGCAUGGCGGAAACGGAUGCUCAGGGCGCCAUCCCGAAUAGUCUGGAGUCGGUACAUGAUACUUUGCAUAAUGCCAUUGGUCGUGGAGGUCAUAUGUACGAUGCGGCGUACUCUGCAUUUGAUCCUAUCUUCUGGCUGCUUCAUACCAACGUCGACCGAUUGCUUGCCAUCUGGCAAGACCUUCAUCCGGAUAGCUUCGUCGAGAGUCACGUCAACCCUUGGCCGACAUUCGCGACUGCACCGUAUUCAGAAGCGGACGAAAAUACACCAGGCGACUUUUGGACCUCAGCCUCUGUUCGCGACCACACAAUCUUCGGCUCCACGUAUUCUGAGUUCCUCGGGCUCUCCGCAACCGACACUCUGGUUGGUAGAGUGAACGCACUGUACGGGGUGAAUGCAACGCCACGGUUCUCGUGGGAGACCGCACGCGCUGAACAGCAUGUCGCCAGUCCACAGAGCAGCGAUUCCCAGUACCAGUACUCCGCCGUCAUACGCGCACAACAUAUGGGGCCUGGAGGUGUUUCCAAGGUCCUCGUCUUCUUGGACGCAAAUAUGAAAAUCAACGCCGGACCUGCGAAUACUCAGGCAUGGAUGUCAGAGCCUGGGUUCGUUGGAUAUGCAGGUUUUCAGAACGCGGUUGGCCAGGAGAAGACCGAGAUGCAGACAAAUGGCGUAGUUGCACUGACGGUAGCUCUGGAAGACCGGAUGCGCAUGGGGGAACUGCGCAGUAUGGAUGAGAAUGUUGUUGGAACGUAUCUGCAGGAGAAGCUACAUUGGUUGCUUGUUGAUGUAAGGCUCUUCGAUCCGGCAAAACAGCCAUGCAUGCCGAUAUUUGCUAACCAGCUUGUGUCAGGCCAAUGA